This is a messenger RNA of Vanrija pseudolonga, 1266 nucleotides long. It is a transcript of the gene UGE5, whose product is annotated as UDP-glucose 4-epimerase 5. The record is from RefSeq and is a predicted model, not a curated record. NCBI's taxonomy places the organism in Eukaryota, Fungi, Basidiomycota, Tremellomycetes, Trichosporonales, Trichosporonaceae. The transcript has a single exon. Bases 1 to 1266 code for a protein of 421 amino acids. Gene Ontology annotation, molecular function: UDP-glucose 4-epimerase activity. Gene Ontology annotation, cellular component: cytosol. Gene Ontology annotation, biological process: beta-D-galactose catabolic process via UDP-galactose, Leloir pathway.
AUGACUGCCUCUACCAGCUCAGACUCGCACCUCCUCACCCCCGUCGACUCUGUCACGGUCAACCCCUUUCUCUAUCGCGUCGACGACGACGUUACCUUCCUCGAGCUCGACGCCUACCGUUCGUUUCCUUCUCAGCACGUCCUCGUGCUCGGUGGCGCUGGCUUUAUUGGCUCCCACACCACCCUUGAGCUCCUCAAGGCGGGCAAGAACGUCAUCAUUGUCGACGACCUCAGCAACAGCUUCUCGGUCGUCGUCGACAAGAUCCUCCUCGCCGCCACAGUCUGGUGCAAGGCCAACGACAGGAAGGUGCCCAGCCUCCGCUUCGAGAACCUCGAUUACCGAAGUCAAGACCUCGCCGCCCUGCUCGACGAGUAUGCCAUUAGUGGCAGUUCCGCCCUCCGCUCGCGCAUCUCCGGUGUGAUCCACUUUGCCGCCUUCAAGUCUGUCUCCGAGUCCAUCUCGCAGCCCAUCGACUACUACCGCAACAAUGUCUGCGGCCUCGUCGAUCUCGUCGCACUCCUCGACACGUACGGUAUCCACAAGUUUGUCUUCUCCUCCUCGGCCACCGUGUACGGGACUAAAGCGGACCUCGGCCAGCCACUGAGCGAGUACGACGUCGUCCACCACCCCGAGUCAUUCCUCGACCGCCACGGUGACGUUUCGCACGCCACACCAGGUGUCACGGGGCUCACUUCCCCCUACGGUCGAACAAAGUACUUUGGCGAGGCUAUUCUCGCCGACGUCGCAUACUCUGCUCCCUCCAAGUGGAGCAUUGUGGCUCUGCGCUACUUCAACCCGAUCGGGUGCGACGCCUCGGGCCUGCUGGGCGAAGACCCGCGUGGCGUCCCCACCAACCUGUUCCCAGUCAUCACCAACGUGCUCACUGGCCGCACGUCGCACCUCAACAUUUUUGGCAGCGACUGGGACACGCGCGACGGCACCGCCAUCCGUGACUUUAUUCACGUGUCCGACCUCGCUCGUGGCCACAUUGCCGCCCUCGACAUCAAGAUCGCCGAGCCAUUCCGUACCUUCAACCUGGGGACGGGCAACGGCACGACCGUCGCCGAGGCCGUCUCGGCACUCGAGCACGCCUCGGGACGCAAGGUGCCUGCUGUGCUCGCUCCCCGCCGCCCAGGCGACGUCGGUUCUUGCGUCGCCCGCAACGAACGUGCACUCUCCGAGCUGAAUUGGACGACCACCGAGUCGCUCCAGCAGUGUGCCUUGGACCUGUGGAACUUUGUGUCCAAGGCGGCUGUGGAGCGCUAG